Sardina pilchardus (European sardine) is the source of this 3486-nucleotide messenger RNA. Its product is annotated as protocadherin beta-16-like. Gene Ontology annotation, biological process: homophilic cell-cell adhesion. The record is from RefSeq and is a predicted model, not a curated record. Gene Ontology annotation, cellular component: plasma membrane. The transcript is spliced from 2 exons. NCBI's taxonomy places the organism in Eukaryota, Metazoa, Chordata, Actinopteri, Clupeiformes, Clupeidae. Bases 1 to 3486 code for a protein of 1161 amino acids. Gene Ontology annotation, molecular function: calcium ion binding.
AUGGGAUUUCACAAGGCUUUGUCUUUGUGGAUUUUAAAUUUGGCAUGGAUCAUUUUUUCUUUUCAUGUAUGUCAUGGCGACUUGAGCUACUCGGUACCAGAGGAGACAAAUAAAGGAUAUGUGGUUGGAAAUAUAGCGAAGGAUCUUGGGCUUGAUGCAAAGACUCUUUCUUACCGUGAGUCUCGUUUGGAUACGGAGGACAAUGACAAACGCUUCUGCGACAUAAAUCAACAAACUGGCGAGCUUUUUAUAAUUGAUAUAAUUGACCGCGAGGAGCUAUGCGGAUCUAAAAUAUCGUGCAAUCUGAAGUACGAACUCGUAUUAGAAAAUCCACUCGAGCUACAUCAAGUGUCUCUCCACAUUGAAGACAUAAAUGACAACUCACCUGUUUUUCCAAAGGACGAGAUUAGACUAGAAAUAGCGGAAUCUGCAGUUAAAGGUGCAAGAUUUCCUUUAGACGAGGCACAUGACGCUGAUGUAGGCCGAAACGGUAUACAGAGCUACUCACUGGAGAAGAAUGACCAUUUUACGCUAGCUGUGCAUUCCAAUUCUGAUGGUGGAAAAUACAGUGAAUUGAUUUUGGAUAAAGAGCUGGAUCGUGAGCAACAGCAGGAACUUGCUCUGCUGCUCACGGUUACUGAUGGGGGUGUUCCGCAGAGAUCCGGUACAGUCUCCGUACAUGUCACUGUAUUGGAUGCUAACGAUAAUUUGCCAGUGUUCACUCAACAAAUAUAUGAGGUGAACCUUCUUGAAAAUUCACCUUUAGGCACUGUAAUUGUUACGGUGAGUGCAACAGAUGCAGACGAAGGAGCAAAUGGCGAGGUUACAUAUGAAUUCAAUCGUAUAUCUGAUAAAGCAGCCAGGCUCUUUUCAAUAGAUAGAGUUAGUGGAGAAAUUAAGGUAACUGGACCCAUUGACUUUGAAGAAAAAAGGGAACAUGAAAUACGUGUUCAGGCAAAAGAUGGUGCUGGGCUAGCCUCUACUGCUAAAGUUAUUAUAAAUAUUGUGGAUGUCAAUGACAAUGCGCCAGUUAUAUUUCUGAAGUCAUUCAAGAAUCAUGUUUUGGAACACGCUUUGCCUGGCACAGAGGUGGGCAUGAUAUAUGUGCAAGAUAAGGAUUCAGAGGGAAAUAGGCAGGUCCGCUGUGCUAUUCAGCAAAAUGUGCCAUUUAAAUUAACUCCAUCUAUUAAGAAUUAUUACUCACUAGUUACCACAGCGGAACUUGAUCGUGAACUUGUCAGUGAUUAUAACCUUACUAUUAUGGCUACUGAUGAAGGCAAUCCGCCACUGUCUUCGUCCAAGACAAUACAUCUGAGUGUAUCUGAUAUCAAUGAUAAUGCACCUGUAUUUGAACAUCAGUCCUAUAGUGCAUAUGUGACUGAGAAUAACAAGCCUGACUCCUCUGUCUGCUCUGUUACUGCAAGAGACCCAGACUGGAGACAGAAUGGCACAGUGUUCUACUCUCUGUUGCCCAGUGAGGUCAAUGGUGUUCCGGUCUCCUCAUAUGUAUCCAUUAAUGGAGACACAGGGGUGAUCCAUGCUCUGAGGGCCUUUGACUAUGAGCAGUUCAGAAGCUUCAAAGUUCAGGUUGUAGCCAGAGACAAUGGUUCUCCUCCACUCAGCAGCAACGUGACUGUGAGUGUGUUCAUAACAGAUGAGAAUGAUAACUCUCCUCAGAUAUUGUACCCUACUCCAGAAGGAAACUCCUUCAUGACUGAGAUGGUUCCUAAAGCUGCUCUUUCUGGCUCGCUGGUCUCCAAAGUGAUCGCUGUUGAUGCUGACUCUGGACAGAACGCGUGGCUGUCGUAUCAGAUCGUGAAGUCGACUGAUCCGGGACUUUUCACUAUUGGUCUCCACAGUGGAGAGAUCAGGGCUCAGAGGGACAUUUCUGAAUCUGACAGCAUGAAGCAGAACCUUGUGAUCUCAGUGAAAGAUAACGGACAACCCUCUCUCUCUACAACAUGUGCCGUAUAUUUACUAAUCUCUGACAACUUGGCUGAAGUUCCUGAACUGAAAGACAUGUCUUAUGAGGAGAGCAAUUCUAAACUCACAUCUUAUCUGAUCAUUGCUCUGGUGUCUGUUUCCACAUUUUUCCUCACUUUUAUUAUCCUGAUCAUUGCUGUGAGGUUGUGUCACAGGAGAAAGCCCAGACUGUUGUUUGAUGGAGCAGUAGCCAUUCCCAGUGCAUAUUUACCUCCCAACUAUGCAGAUGUUGAUGGAACUGGAACUCUCCGUAGUGCUUACAACUAUGACGCCUAUAUGACCACAGGGUCACGUACCAGUGACUUCAAGUUUGUUACGUCCUACAAUGACAACACUCUGCCUUCUGGCACCACUCUGAAGAGGAGUCCAGGAGACAACAGUGACUGUCUUGACUUUUUUGAGGAGGCAUCAAAGUGCUCCACUCUGUUCUACAGCGCAUAUGUGACUGAGAACAACAAGCCUGACUCCUCUCUGUGUUCUGUUACUGCGAGAGACCCAGACUGGAGACAGAAUGGCACAGUGUUCUACUCUCUGUUGCCCAGUGAGGUCAAUAGUGUUCCGGUCUCCUCAUAUGUAUCCAUUAAUGGAGACACAGGGGUGAUCCAUGCUCUGAGGGCCUUUGACUAUGAGCAGUUCAGAAGCUUCAAAGUUCAGGUUGUAGCCAGAGACAAUGGUUCUCCUCCACUCAGCAGCAACGUGACUGUGAGUGUGUUCAUAACAGAUGAGAAUGAUAACUCUCCUCAGAUAUUGUACCCUACUCCAGAAGGAAACUCCUUCAUGACUGAGAUGGUUCCUAAAGCUGCUCUUUCUGGCUCGCUGGUCUCCAAAGUGAUCGCUGUUGAUGCUGACUCUGGACAGAACGCGUGGCUGUCGUAUCAGAUCGUGAAGUCGACUGAUCCGGGACUUUUCACUAUUGGUCUCCACAGUGGAGAGAUCAGGGCUCAGAGGGACAUUUCUGAAUCUGACAGCAUGAAGCAGAACCUUGUGAUCUCAGUGAAAGAUAACGGACAGCCCUCUCUCUCUACAACCUGUGCCGUAUAUUUACUCAUCUCUGAUAACUUGGCUGAAGUUCCUGAACUGAAAGACAUGUCUUAUGAGGAGAGCAAUUCUAAACUCACAUCUUAUCUGAUCAUUGCUCUGGUGUCUGUAUCCACAUUUUUCCUCACUUUCAUCAUUCUGAUUGUGGCCAUACGGAUUUGUCACAGGAGAAAGCCCAGACUGUUGUUUGAUGGAGCAGUAGCCAUUCCCAGUGCAUAUUUACCUCCCAACUAUGCAGAUGUUGAUGGAACUGGAACUCUCCGUAGUGCUUACAACUAUGACGCCUAUAUGACCACAGGGUCACGUACCAGUGACUUCAAGUUUGUUACGUCCUACAAUGACAACACUCUGCCUUCUGGCACCACUCUGAAGAGGAGUCCAGGAGACAACAGUGACUGUCUCAACUUCACUUCACUUGACUUCACUGAGAAUGGAUCUAAAUUCUCCACUCUGGUAAAUAAUUGA